This is a messenger RNA of Cydia fagiglandana, 6426 nucleotides long. RefSeq names its product thioredoxin, mitochondrial. Gene Ontology annotation, cellular component: mitochondrion. The transcript has 3 exons. Gene Ontology annotation, biological process: cell redox homeostasis. The record is from RefSeq and is a predicted model, not a curated record. Bases 8 to 430 code for a protein of 140 amino acids. Lineage: Eukaryota; Metazoa; Arthropoda; Insecta; Lepidoptera; Tortricidae.
UGAUACCAUGUCGUCCGCGCUGAGCCGCGGGCUGUGCUCGCCGCUGCGAGUAGCGGCGCGUCGCUCCAUCUCCACGUCCAUCGUACACAACGAGACCAUACUCGUGAAAAACAACGAGGAGUUCGUCAACAAGGUGAUGAACAACGACAAACCAGUCAUAGUGAAUUUCCACGCGGAAUGGUGCGAGCCGUGCAAGAUACUCACCCCGAAGCUGCGAGAGCUGAUUGAGCCACUAGGCAACCUCGACUUGGCUGUGGUGGACGUUGAAGAUAACGCUGAGUUGGUGCACACGUUUGAGGUAAAAGCAGUCCCAGCAGUGAUAGCGAUCAAAAACGGUCUGAUAGUGGACAAAUUCAUCGGCCUAGUUGAAGCCGACAUGAUCACCAACCUCAUCGAGCGGAUGUCCGGCAAAAAGAAAGAUGGCGCGUAAAUAUCUGCUCAGCUAAGCAUGGAGUGUGGGAGGGAAACUUAAAACCCCGUUGUUUUAAUGCAGGCUAGAUAAUAGUGCUAAAUAGAGGUACUGUAACAGUACCUUUUUCUUGGGACAGAAAGAAGAGACACGAAAACUUACAAAAUAGUAGCCAAGGCUCGGAACCGGUUCUUUCUUCAUACAAUAAAUACCGGUAUUAUUACUUCCUUUUUCGUUCUCUGGUUUAUUAUUUUAUUUUUAAUGGGACAAUCUAAUAAUACGAAGUUGUUACCUAAAUACAUGAUACAAUCCUACGUAGAGCAUAAAAUAAUUCUUCUUGGGCUAUUUCGGGUUUUUCCAAAAACCGGUUCCGAGCCCUGAUAGUAGAUAUUUUACUUGUUAGGUGUUUUGUCAAAUCAGUACAAUAGGGUAUUUGACUGUAUCUAAAAUAAAUUAUAUCACACCAUGCAUGGAAUAAAGAACCAGAUAAUUAUUAGAAAAACAUAGAUAUCGAUUAUUUUUAAACACAAGUUAUAUGUCUUGAAUCGUCUUUAUCAAAGUUCGUUUGUAUUUAAAUCACUUCUCACACUUCAUAUUUCUUUAUUGUAAUAGUCAAGAAUUAUUUUUACUUUGCGAUGGCUUAAAUAAUGUGACCAAAAGGUACCAAGAAAAAAUAUUUUUUGUACGAAAUAUGUACAUUAUUUAUGCCAAUACCCGUUUGUAUAUAAGUUACGUGUUGUCAUAUUUUUGUAUUUGUGUAGGUAGCAAUUGAUUUGUUAUAGCAAUAAUUUUAUAAUUGUUUAAAUAUAAGUUAUCUCGCAAUUUUCGUGAUAUAAGUAGAUAGAUUUCUUGUUAUAUCGUUUGUGUUCAUGUGCCUAAUAAGAUAUAGUCAAUACAAUACAAAUCUGGCCAUUAUUUUUUUCUUUAUAAAUGACAGUUUAAUUGCCCCAAUUUAGUACAAAAGCAGGAUAAUUGGAUUGUAUUUUUUAUACCACGUCGGUGGCAAACAAUAUUCGGCCCGUCUGAUGGUAAGCAGUCAAUGUAGCCUAUGAACGCCUGCAACGCCAGAGGUGGCCAAUCUUACUGUCAUUUUCGUAUCUGAAAUAUAAAAAUACAGCUUAGGCAAUCCAGUAAACUUGAUUUAAAAUAGAUUAUAACUUUUCAAUCAUCCUUUUUUAUAAUUUUUGUAUACCUUAUAAUAUAACAUCUUUUUGAUUAUACUAAAUAUUCUAAUAUUAAAUAACUCAGUACAAUAAUUUAUAUAUUGAAUUAUAUAAAAAAAAAAUUAUUAGGCUGUCAUAAAAAAAAACUAUCUAAUCAAAGCCUAGUCUAUGUAAGACUGUUUUAUUAUAUUCAUAAACUAUACAUCUAAGUAUAAUUUUACUAUAUUUUUCAAACAUUUCUGGUUCAGUCUAUGGAUACUACUAUUAUGUUGUUUAUGUAGGAGCAUAACAGGAAUAUCAAUAUUCCUGUGAAAAGCCUAGAAUUUAAUGUAGACCAAGAUAUAUACUAAAACGAUACCUACCUAGCUGUUUAACCUAAAAACAGCCGCAGCUGCAGGGCUUAACCAUUUUCCAGGCCGCACUAAUCUACAAGGUUUCCCAAAAAAUCAUAUAUAUUCUAAUUAAUCCAGCUUUUAUGAUUCAUUUGAAGACAAGUCACAUUUCCCGAAAAUCCAAUCCAAUUUUAUCCUUAAAUCAGAUUGCUAGGGUUGAAAUUCUGUUGGCGCAUAUGUGGUUGAUAAAUCGUACGAGUACUAUAGUUCGGUUUUUUUAGCAUUAGAAAGAACUCCGCAGAAGCAAGCGUGCAGUUUUUAUCAGACUCGUUAAUUGUUAAUAAUUAUUGAAUUAUCAUCAUGUAAUGUAGCAUGGUCAAUACAUAUAAUUUACUUCAAAUUGUUACCGCUAAAAGUGCCAGAUUUAGAACCACAAGCGAACUUCUGCAACGUUCUUUCUAAUGCUAAAAAAACGGACUAUAAUGCCUGGAAAAUGGUUAACUUAUAAACAACCGCAGGGGUUACAUUUGAAAUAGUUUCACUGUUUAAUGUUGGCCUAUGACGUCUUUUAGAAAUAUAAAUUUAAUAGGCGUAAAAUUUAAGAAUCUGUAUACUGUACCGCACUGGACAUAUCUCAGCUUCGCUGGCCUUUCAAUCUAGCUAGACUUUCCCUGAAUACUGUAGAUGUAGUAGUUACCGCACAUAGAAAUGACACUAAUAGCCCUUGCACUUGCACACGGAGCUCGUAACGUGUGCAAACAGCUCGCUUUACCUGCACGGUGUGCGCUGUGUGCAAGCACAUAGGGUCAUGUAUGUAAUGCAAUAAUUGAACAGUUGCUUGCCACAAAGUUCAAAAUGAGGGUUUCCGCGAUCGUGAUUUUCACUAGAUGGCAGCACCGAGGUCUUUUUGACAGCUGAUGUCAAAAUCCAACAUAAAAAAAACAUGGUUGAACAUGAUUGGUGGAUCAUGACAGCCAGACCUCUCGCCACGGUGCUGUCAUCUAGUGAAAAACUCGAUCGCGGAAACGAUUAUUGAAUAACAAUGAUCACAAAACUUUAGUCUAUCGCGGCAUGUAAUGGAUUGUUAGAAAUAGAUCUAUCUCCCUUUAGUGUGCUAUCUCUAAAUACAGGGAUUUUAACUUUCUCGAUGGUAAUAGUACAAUAUAUUUAAAGUAGUGAAAAAUAUGAUACCUUGACGUUUAUCAACGUCACUUUGUCAUCAUUCGAGACGUCUUUUGACGUCAUUGGGUACUAUAGUCGGUGUAAGUUAAGAAGUAAAUUUUGACAGUUAUGAAUUGACUUUCAUUUGAAUUGAUUUCAAAAUCUUAAGUCAAACUUUACUUGUUAGCUUCCUCAGACUAUAAAUUAGUGCUUAUAAUAUAACGCUAUGCUGAAGACUAUUUUUUAACACUGCUUUUUGUAUACCUUUGUAUAAUAUACUAAAGUUUUAUAAUUUGGGUAACUUUGUACCCACUUACUGUACUUUGUGUCGGAGGUCAAGACUCAUUUUGGGUAAGUAAGUACUCAAGUAAGUGGGUUGUACCCAUAAAAACUCUAAUAAAACAAAAAGUUGUGAAUAUUUUACAGUGUUUGAGGUGCUAUGUAUCCAUCCCACAUUAUAAAUUUUACAUUAUUUUGCAUAGGUGGAGCGAAUUUAUUAAUUUAGUAGGUACCAGUGGCCGCGUGUCCAUAAAAGCCGAUACCCGCUGGCUUGCCUGUUUUUGGACGUGAACAGAGUUAUAAAGGAAAUAUGUAAGCCAAAUUAGCCCCGGCUUGCCUAUGUUUGACGCGCCGCCACUGGUAGGUACGUACAGUUCUUACAAGAAUAAAAAACUCUAAAAUAUCUGUUAUUUUAUCUGUCAAGAGAAAUAGAGUUAGACAAAAAGACUGCAACGAUUUUCAUAGCACACACAGUGCAAGUGAUAUUUUAAAUGUCAAACUUCUAUGAAAUUAUGACGUAUAAAUAACACUUUGGUAUCAUCUUGGGUCGUCCCAUUCGUUUUUCGUCAAGUUCUUAAAUUAGUCCUAUUCUGCUUAGCCAGAAUAGCACUAAUUUAAGAACUUGACGAAGAACGAAUGGGACGACCCAAGACGAUACCAACACUUUCACUGCGUAUGCUAUGAAAAUCGUUGCAGAGUUUUCUUGCUCUAACUCUAGUCUGUGUCAAGAUCAAGCCAUACAUAGUUUGUGUGUGUUUGCAAGUUUUGGAGUUUUUCAUACUUGUAAAUGUAGCUGACUGUACAACACAUAUAAUAAAAUCAGUGCAUUUUGUUCCUAUUCAUUGAAUAGAUAUGAACCCUAGUGUAAUUGUAGUAAAUUCACAUUCAUGUAGUAAGACAUAGAAUUAUAAUAAUGUUAGGCAGAGAGUAGAAAUGGUUGGACUAUUUUCUAAAGUCACGUACACGUCAAAAUCAUUAGUGCAAGUGUUAAGUGAUAAAUCUUACUUGAAAGCAUGAAGUUUAUUUUAUCGCUUAUGAGCGUUCUUGGCUCUAUGAACAGAAUCUCAACACCGUUAAGGGUUUUGACGUCCAGACGGUUGUUUGUACGCAGUGUUGCCAACUCGGAUAAAAAAAAAUGCUAGACUAAUCUCUAGAUUAUGCUAAUUUUUUUUUAUAUAUGCUAAAAAAUGAUGAUGAUGAUCAGAUAGGAUAAUUUUCGCCCAACCUGAUCCUCGAAAAAAUCAGAGGUCAAUUUAACUGAAUUUAGUUGCCAUUAAAAAAAAUAUAUGUAUGUCCGUCGACGUCCAUCCACCCACAAAAGUCAAAAUUCAUAUGAAAAUAUGAACCACACAAGGCAAUGGCGCAUAUUAUUGUUGCCAAGUUGGUGAAAACUUGGCUUAGACUAAAUUAUGCUAAAAAAUAUGCCAGAUGCUAAAUGGGAAAUUUUGGUGCCAAAGCGAGUGAAAAUAUGCCAGAUCUGGCAUCAUUAAUGCCAAGUUGGCAACACUGUUUAUACGAGUACCUAUACCUACACAUUACCUACUUUCUUUCUUUAGUUCCGCCAGCCGUUUUUAACUCUGCUAAACGUAAUAGUAGAAAUUUAGAAAAUGGAUUGUAAACUAAAGACCAUACUGGCUAGGCCGGUGGUAAGUUAGAUAGGAAUAGUUCGAAGCGGACUGGAUAGUUGAUAUGAAGUUCAGUUGACUCCCUUUCAUUUUUGAACAAUUUUGGCACUAUACUAUAUUGCUUGCCAAAGUUUUUAUUUUUUAUAAGUGGUAUCAACCCAUAAUUUCUACCAUCAAUGUACCAUAGCCUCCCAACGCCCAGCCAUACAAAUGAAAAAUCCAGCCACUGAAAUUUGAACCUUUAGUGCAGGGAAUAGAGUUGAUUUUGGUUUUGUUUGAAAAUUGAACAAAACAAAACAAAUGCGACUCUGUUCCGGAUAAGCAUAGACUAGGAAUCCUCUAGACCAAAUUUAGAGCAAUUAUUUCAUACAACCGAUGAUGCCAAAAAUGCGGGGGUGUGCGGGACGAGGCGAGCGAAGUCCCGUGCCGUGAUUGGUCCGUUCAAAGACACGGACGUCACACAAAGACACUUUCGACUCGAACAUGGAGUAAAAUUACCGUAUGCGUGGCAGAGGGUAGCGCGACUAUGCUCAGUCUGGAGGAUGUUUUGUCUGUGCGGAUAAGUAACAACUAGUUAGUUACACACAAGCAUUUGGCAACAUUUAAAUGUUACUUUAUGUCACUUAUUCAGUCCAAGAACGCUUGUGGUUAGAUCUUAUGCGCUGAGCUUGGAAUGUCAUACAUUAGUAGGUAGUGAAACAUUUAGACCACUAUCGGGUCCAUUUUAUUGGACAGUAGUCCUUCGUUAUCGUACCCUAUUCGUCCGACGUACAUAUAUUUAUUUAUGUAUGUACAGUCAACAGCCGAUUUUAUCAUGAGAAAGGCUUAUAAAAUCUAUAGAUUUCAUAGAGGUAGGGGCGCUAAGACAAAACUGACUUCAUGACCAGCCGAUUUCGCACACAUACACAGACACACACACGGGUUUGAGCUAAUAUCAUAGCUUAGGUAGUCUUCUAGUUGUGUGCGUAUCGAGCGGAAAUCUGCGUGUUAAUAAAUUAGUUUUGCCGAACGACUCUUAACUUUCGGUGAACACUUGCACAAAAUUACUGUCAAUUUGAUUGACUUAAAUUGAGCCCAUUUGAAUUUUGCAUUAUGAUUUAAGUAUGAUGACAAUAACUUAAGUAACUCUGACACCCAUUUUCGUCCAAGGAAUGGAUCAAAAAUUAUAAAUUAAAUAUGUCGUAAUUUUCUUAACAUAAAUGGUUAUAUCUGCUGUUGACUGAAAAGCCAUAAAUAUGUAGAGAUAUUGACAUGUCCAAAUUCGUGAACAUAUAAUAUACUUGUAGGUAUUAUACGAGUCUCAUGCUGGAUAUAUUCAUAUAUCCACACAGUAGUUAACAUCAUUAUAUUUAGAGAUUUUGGAUUCAUCUGCGAUUUUUUCUUGUCUGUAAAUUUGUUUAUUUAUAGUUAACAAGUUUAUGAAGUGUUUUUAGAAUAAAUAAGAAUAUUUUCUUCAA